This is a messenger RNA of Periconia digitata, 1770 nucleotides long. NCBI's taxonomy places the organism in Eukaryota, Fungi, Ascomycota, Dothideomycetes, Pleosporales, Periconiaceae. The record is from the annotation of a GenBank genome assembly.
GACAUAUCAAAUAUGCCAAUAAACGACGAAAGAGAAAGGAACACUAAUUCACCGGAGCAUUCGAGUCAACAUUCUGUCGAAAGUCGCCAUCCGCGGAUGAGUACAGCCUCAAGUCUAUCAUCUACGAACGAAAAAGAAGAAGAGCAAGAUGGGCACCGACUAAGCAACCGCGAUAUCCAACGAUCCAUAACGCGCAGUCGUUCCCGACAGCAAUACGCAACGAUUGUAAAUGGCGCCUCAACAGGCCUCUCUCAUCCUCUCAGUCGGACGCUCUCGCGUCGCGAGUCAACUCUCAGCCGUGUCCGCUCACGACCACCAGUUCCGCCAUUCACGCAUCCACUAGUGCACCAACCCACGACGGAAGACGUUCUUGUGGAUUUCGAUAACCCUGAGGAUUCGUAUAGACCUAUUAACUGGCCGACUCGCAAAAAGGCUACCACCACACUCCUGUAUGGCCUCUGUACCAUGUCCGCCACCUGGGCUUCAUCCGCCUACAGUGCAGGAACUCAGCAGAUAGCACGAGAAUUCCAUGUCGGGACGCAAGUAGCAACCCUUGGAACGACAUUGUUUCUUUUCGGGUUCGGCGUGGGGCCUUUAUUGUGGGCACCUCUUUCAGAAGUAUACGGAAGAAGAAUGGCAGUGCUUAUACCCUUAGCUAUAGCUGUGUGCUUCUCAUUUGGCAGCGCUACGGCAAAAGACUUCCAAACUCUGAUGCUUACGCGAUUCUUCGGAGCUUUCUUCGCAAGCGCACCAGUCACCAACACUGGAGGUGUCUUAGGCGACUUGUACGACGCAAGUUAUCGUGGAAUCGCCAUGGCGGGAUACGCAAUGGCUGUAGUGGGAGGCCCAUGUCUAGGUCCCAUAGUCUCGGCAGCCUUCGUUCAAGACCCUUCUCUUGGCUGGCGCUGGACAGAAUACUUCACGGGCAUCUUGCAAGCCAUUGUUGUUGUCCUCGCAGUAAUCUUCGUCGACGAAUCCUACCCUCCCAAACUCCUCGUUUAUAAAGCGCGCCGUCUGCGACAUGAAUCUAAUAACUGGGCCUUGCACACGAAGUUCGAGGAAUGGGAUGUUUCGAUUCAGGAGCUGAUCCACAAGUUCUUACUCCGACCCGUUCAACUGCUCUUUACGCCCAUAUGCUUUCUCGUCGCGCUAUACGCUAGUUUCUGCUACGGGAUUCUGUAUAUGCAACUUGGCGCUAUCCCCAUCAUCUUCGGUGAGAACCGUGGAUGGUCACCGAUCGUCGCAACCCUCCCUUUCCUUGCCCUCUUCAUAGGAGCAAUCAUCGGCUGUAGCGCAAACAUCUACAAUCAGCUCCGCUAUAACGUCGCAUACCGCGCUGCAGGCAACCGCCCUGUUCCAGAAAUGCGCUUACCGCCUAUGAUGAUCGGAUCAGUACUUUUCAGUGGUGGACAGUUCCUCACAGGUUGGACGGCUCAGCCAAGUAUCCACUGGAUCGCGCCGUGUAUAGGUAUUGCGAUGUUGGGAAUUGGGUUCUUCAUGAUUUUCCAGGCUGCGCUGAAUUACCUUGUUGAUACGUUUACCUUGUAUGCGGCGUCGGCGGUGGCGGCAAAUACCUUUUUACGCAGUUGUUUCGCAGGCGCGUUCCCGCUUGUUGUUGGGCCUUUGUAUCAUAAUAUUGGGGUUGGGCCUGGGAGCAGUAUUACGGGUGGCUUUGCCGCGCUGUUGAUACCGGUUCCAUUUGUUUUUUAUGUGUUUGGAAAGAGGAUUAGGAGUAGUAGUAAGUGGAGUCGAGCGAGUGUGUACGAUUAA